AUGGCCAAACAUGACCCGGCCCGUAUCCUCUUCACCGGCCGCAAUGCUAAGUCCGCCGCGGCGACUUUACAACGUAUCAAGUCUGGUGCCCCGAAUGCCGUCGCUACCUUUGUGGCUUGCGACGUUGCCAGCCUCUCAUCCGUCAGCAGUGGCGCCAACCAGAUCCUUACAGAAUGCGACCGUCUUGACGUGUUCCUGGCCAACGGCGGUAUAAUCGCCAAACCAGCCGAGCUCUCGACCGACGGCUAUGAGAUCCACUUUGCGAGCAACCACAUGGGUCACGCUCUUCUGGCCAAGAAGCUGUUGCCGCUACUCGAAAAGACGGCCGACCUGCCCAACUCGAACGUGCGCAUCAUCUACACCACAAGUCUCGGCUGGCGUAACGGAACCCUUGACCCCUGGAAACUCAAGACGCCCAUGGAAGCUGCCAUACUCGGCCGCUGGAUCCGCUAUGGCAACAGCAAGCUUGACAAUAUGUUCUAUGCCCGAGAGAUCGCCCGCCGGCACCCCAAGGUGCUCUCUUCCAGCCUACAUCCGGGCGCGCGCUCCUCGGGACAAAUCAAGACGAGAGGCUUCUAUGAGCCGGUCGGCGUCUUUCCUCCAGAGGAUGAUGCUGUAGCCAAGGACGACAAGUUCGCGAAGGAUCUCUGGGAGUAUACAGAGAAGGAGUUGGAGAAAUGGAUGUAA
This is a messenger RNA of Neoarthrinium moseri, 687 nucleotides long. RefSeq lists its product as uncharacterized. Bases 1 to 687 code for a protein of 228 amino acids. The record is from RefSeq and is a predicted model, not a curated record. NCBI's taxonomy places the organism in Eukaryota, Fungi, Ascomycota, Sordariomycetes, Amphisphaeriales, Apiosporaceae. The transcript has 2 exons.